AACACUCGCGCAUGCGCACAGGUCUCAGUUGUCAAACGGUGGUUAUGGAGAUGAACGUAGGCAACUGCUAUAUUUGGAUCUCAGGAACGGGAUGCCUCAUAAGAUAGGCUUCACUGUGAUCAGCUGGUCUGGUCAUGAAGGAAACUACAGUGCCAAAAAGCUGAUGGUCCACGCACCCACCAUCACUGGCUGGAGAUCCACUAGGUUCUGUCCAUACCCUCAGGAAAUCAUUCUGGAGUUGGUUGAAAGAUGUCGCAUAAGGAAACUCCAGCUACUGGCCCAUCAGUACCUGGUCCCGUCCAAGAUUGAGUUCCACAUUGGAGAUAGACUAACAGAGUCCAGCUCGCAUCAGCAGGCUAAUAGUCUCCAUAGAUUGGGGUAUGUUUCUCUGUCUGACAAUGAGAAGACUGGUUUCAAAGCCAGAGAGCUGAAGUCAGUUCAUGUUGAUGCUGUUGGAUCUUACUUGAAGCUCACCUUUCACAGAAACCAUGUUAAUCAAUACAACAACUACAAUCAGGUUGCAUUGGUGGCUUUAAAUAUAUUGGGUGACCCUGUGGAUAUAAAUGACAUCGGAACAGCACUAAGCAGAGAUCAGCUGAUUGAUCAAUAUCUAAACAACAGCCAACACAGCUCAGCCCUGGAUGGCACAUAUACCGGGCUCUCGAGUUACAAAUGUGAAUCUAUCUCACCCCUUGAUGACUUGGCGUUUGACAUGUAUCAGGACCCUGAGGUGGCACAUAUCAUUCGGCUGCUGGACCAGAAAAAACAGGACAUGGUUCGGGAGGAAAGAUUUGAUCUGGCCAAAAAGCUUAAACAAGCUAUUGCAGACCUGCAAAAGGUGGGUGAACGUUUGGGCCGAUAUGAUGUUGAGAAACACAGUGCCAUAGAACGAGAGGAAUAUGACAUAGCCAAGCAGAAAAAGGAACAAAUGGAUGCUUACAGGCUUACAGUCUACAAGCAUCUGGAGCUCCACUGUCUGCUGGACAUCAGUCAAAUCCAUAGAAUUUCUGAACUUUCCAACUCUCCACGUGCUGGCACGCAGAAACACACGCCUCAACCCGUGGACUCACCCACGAAGAGGAGACAGGAACAACAUGUGAAGGAGACAAAUGAGCAGCACACAAAACCAGUCAGCCCCAAACAUUCAGUCGCCCCAACACCCCUCACUCCUCCUCACGCUUCCAAAAUUGAUAUCAGCUCCCUUCCUUAUGAUGAGAGGCCUUUACCUGUUUUUAGGAAGAGGUUGAGUGAUCAACCAGUCAAAGAGCUCGACAAGAUGCCCCCUCUGACUGACACAAGCUCCCCACGUAGCCCUGAAUCCUCAGGACAACCAGAACCGCUCACAGAGAAAGCUCAGAGAGAGGCCAGUCUGCCCAUCGAGAUCUAUGGAGACUGUCUGGUGGCAGCGUCCUAUUCAAAGAUGUGGUCUCACAGGGAGGAUGCUUUGCUGACAGUCUACAAGAAACUGAUGGAGGUUCCACCCGGUACCCCAAAAGCAGAACUACGGAGCAUGAUGAGAGCAGCUGUGUUCCUCUGCAAGAAAGCACUCACAGAUAAAGUGUCAUCUGUAUUUCUUACAUCUAUAAAUCUGCUUCGAAUGAUUCUGAGUGAGUUUAUUCCCAACCAUCAGCUUGGCAAAUCUGAGAUCAGUCACUGUGUGGAACAGACUUGGAAUAAUCUGCUCUUUAGGACCGGAGACUCAACCCUGAGACUCAGAACACUUGCUGUCACCUUCAUACGGGAAAUGGCUUUAUUUAAAGAGGUGAGAGCUCUGCAGAUGGUUCCUUUGGAGCUUGUCAAGCCCAUGCAGAGCAGUAUACCCGCUAGACUGGCGCUGAGCAGACUGGAACUAUUGGAGAAGCUUCUAGAACAGCUGGGCACCAAGAAUUCUGGCUUCACCCUCGACAACGUCAUGCGGUUUCUGUCAGGUGGAUUAGAGCACAGCGCUGCCUCAGUGCGUGAACUCUCUGUGAGAGUUGUCCAGGAUAUGUACCGUCUUCAUGGUAAAGCGGUUUUGAAUUAUCUUCCACCUGAUGACACCAGCACACGUAAAAAUGUCCUCUACAAGAACCUUUUCGACUCGUUUACCAAGUUAGACGGAAACAACAAAAAUAUGCAGGAGAGAAAAAAAGUGUCCGAACUGGAAGAUGGUGAGAGAGAGAAAGAGGAAAUCAGGAGUUUACAGGAGCAGCUUGCAGUGCUGAAGGAGAUCAGUGAGAAAGGAAAGGACAAUUCCAAAUUACCUGAGAAAAAAACUGAGAAGGCAGACAAAUCAGCAGUUGUUAAGAAGUCAAACCAGUCUGUCCCUGCUGAUGCGAAAGACAGCCAAUCAUCUGCAGCUAACUACUUAGACAAUCUGUGUAUUUUUUGUGGGGAGAGAGAUGCGUCAUUCACUGAGGACGGACUUGACCUGCACUACUGGAAACACUGCCCAAUGUUGCAGCGCUGCCUUCAGUGCAGACAGGUAGUGGAGAUUGCGAGCCUGAUAGAACACUUGCUGACAGAGUGUGAGCGGAGGGCAGAUUUCACCCAGUGUCCUCUCUGCUGCGAAGCCCUUCCCCGACAUAAGCUAACUGAGCAUGCUCAGAGCCCUGCUUGCAAUCCACCAGCUUCUGGAGAAAAUUGUAAUCACUGUCCUCUCUGCCAUGAAAACUUCGCCUCGGGAGAGGAGGCCUGGAAAUCUCACCUCAUGGGACCGGAGGGUUGUAAACAGAACUCGCGGAGGAGAGCGUUACAGCAGAGCACUCUCUCACACUCACAAGGAAAGACGGUCAGCACAGGUGUGGCUAGGACAACAAUGGUCAUUUCUGAGUCCAAGGUUCGAGGGCUGGCCCGAGGUAGUCGCAUCCCCGCUCCUGCUUCCAGAAACAACAGACACAUCAGAAACCCUCCAGGCAAGGCCUCUACCCUCCGACUACAACAGGCGUGACGCAAAGAUUGCAUUCUAACUCUAGUAGUAUUGCUGGAUGGAAUCUAAUGUAAUCUUACACUCAAAUCUACUUCAUAUCAGGAUUCAAAUAAUGCAUUAUUGCACUCUUAUUAUAGGAUAUUCCUAUAAGACACAAAUAACAAUCAGCAUCAUUUUUCUGAGCACACGUUAUAUCGGUAACACCUCAUGUACAAUUUACCCACAACUGAAUGUACUAAACCUGAAAUAUGCGUUGAUGGCUUGUGAACAAAUUGAGCAGAAACCGGUUAAUGAGCUGGUAUGCAGUUUGUGUUCUGCUCCGUUUACCUUUCCAGGUUGCUGUUCUUUUUGAGAAUUUUAUUCUUGUAUAUUGUUUUCAUACUUGUUUGUUUAGUGUGUGUGUGUGUGUGUGUUUUAUGUGAAUAUUUUGUGAUUAUAGCACCUUGAUAUUUAAUAUUUUUUUAAGCGUUACUAGCAGCACCCCGGCCAAAAUUUGGUUUCUGUCUACGAGAUUUGGACUUAGGACAGAUUCUCAUUGUAUUGGAUUCGGAUAAUGCGCUUGCAUUCUCUGCAGCACUGGCCUUGAAAUCAAACAAAAAUGUUUUUCUUGAAAAGGCUGAGGCUAAUUCAAUUCUCAUAUCUGCUUUGAUGCUUUUCAGAGAAUCAUGACAUGGAGCAUAGAUUGUGCCAAUGCAUGAGACUAAAGAGCCAAGAGUGAUGUCAUUUGCUUCAGUAUUAGGCCUCGUUCUUGGCCUCGUUUAUUGUUGUGCAAAUUGUUUUUGUUGUAAGUCCCAGGGUAUGAUCUGCAUCGAACUAUUACAUCGUGUUAAAAAGUGAAUUAUUCGGUCCUUUCAUGCUUAUAAAAUCCUCGAGACCGAAGGUAUGGAACAAAAUGGAGGACUGUCCGAGUGGAAUAGGCUGAUUCUGUGCCUGAAAAUAAGCCAUAAAAUCACUUAUAAAAGUGAAGACUGAACACAAGUGUGCCGUUUGAGUUUACCCAUAAUCAAGGGACUUCAGGGAUGAUAGAAUUUUUAAAAUGUACAACCCCAAAAGUUCUUUUUAACAAUGUUUUCUGAUGGUCAUGUCUGACAUAAUGCAGUGUCUCCUACCUUCACUUCUGAGACAUGCAUUAUAUAACUGACAUACAUCAACUCCUCCAGACAUGAUUCACUCAUGUAUAGGGGGAUUACUGAGAUGUCUAAUAUUUAAAUAUGAACUAUUUAUUGAUUUAAAUAAGUCAAACUAAGCAUUUUUUUCGGAGUUGAGAAAGUUUUCUAAAAGUGAUAACUCUGUUUGUUGCACAGAUAGAGGAUUGAUACCCAAAUAGUAUUGAUUUUGCAAUCAUAAGUCUGACAGUUGUACUAUAUAUAGAUAAUGUAGAUUAUAAUGGUAGAAUGUCAUAGGAUAUUUGUUUGUGUUUGCUUUAAUUUAGAUUUAUUUUAGUCAUAGUACCAGAAUUAAGAAGCACAGCAGUUUUUGUCUCAUAGUAAACUGGUUCCAGUCAGCAAAUGAUGAACAAAUGUGUAUUGUGAGUUCUUAAGGAUAUCAUUAGUCUGGCCACUUUCCCUUAAUAGCUUUAAUAUUGUCUGUACAGACUGUCUGCACUUAGAUGUGCAACAAGAGUUUGAAGCUAAUUUUAAGUGUAAUAUUGUUACCAUAUAGAAAUUCUUUAUUGUAAUUUUAAUUGUCACAACAGAUACGCCCCUCAGCUCUUUGUGCAUUGAUAUUAACGGAAGCUAACAUCUGCUUUGUAGCUUUAUUUAUUUGAAGCCAUUUUAAUAAAUGUAUUUGAAAAAAGUUUUCACAAUCUUUUUUUUUUAAUCUAAAAAAAUUCUCCACAUAUUUAGCUUUGUAAAAGUUAGGUGUUGAUUGGGUGUCAUGGCCAUGGGGUAAUUGUUUACCCAAAAAUUAAAUUAUGUUGAAUGGAGCCUAAGAUUUUUGGCAAAAGCACAAUAUAGGAGUGAACUGAACGCCGACUUAAAUGUCAGUUUGUUCCUUGCACAAUGCUGAAGGUUUGACUUCACACAUAAAAACACUUUAAUUAAUCUUACUUAGGCCUAUAUGGUGCUUAAAAUCUACACUCCAUUCUUUGUAAGGUUCCUGGUGAACUUCACAAUUGACAUACAAAUUUUGUAGCUAUAUGGUAUGCGUUUAAAAAUGUACUUGGAAAAAUAAAUCUACCCUGAGAAACA
Molecule: messenger RNA, 5100 nt
Organism: Pimephales promelas (fathead minnow)
Lineage: Eukaryota; Metazoa; Chordata; Actinopteri; Cypriniformes; Leuciscidae
Gene: cep104
Product: centrosomal protein 104
Cellular component (GO): cilium
Source: RefSeq, a predicted model, not a curated record